AAAAAAAGGGAUGUGUCUCUAAUAGAGCUGGAGUGGACUGGAAUUGGUUAGUUUUCCUCCCCCAAAAAAAAGAGAGAGUUGGGGCUUGGCGUGCGCGCCUAAACCAGGAAGCCAUGGCAACUGCUCUCCCACCGCUAUCUCCUUCCCGGAUGGUGAGGGCUUCUUCAGUCGACACGAAGCAUAGACUCUCUUACAAUCCUCACCGCACAUAUCCGCCAACCUCCGGCGCAAGUUCUACGGCACCGUCAGCCAUCGUCUCCCCCGCGAACAACCGCCCUGCGAUAUCAAUUUCAGACAUCCUCAGACGCGAUGCUCCGGAACCGAGUCACGGCAAAUUACCUGAAACAUAUUUGGGUUAUGAGACGUGGUUGCCGAGUCCGCCCAAAGUGGAGAAGCCUCGCUCAGUCUUCAAUGCAGCAGCACUAGCUUAUAUGGGAGAUUGCAUUUUCGAGUUAUAUGCUCGAAGGCACUUUUUGUUCCCACCAUUGAACAUUGAAGAACACAAUGAUCGUGUGAUGGCAGUAGUUCGCUGUGAGGCUCAAGAUGCAAUGUUGCAGAAACUCAUGAAGGACAAAUCCUUAUCAGAAGAAGAAAGGGCAGUGCUUCGUUGGGGAAAGAAUAUUGGUUCUGGGAAAACAAGGACAAAGAAACGUGCUGGUGUAGCUGUUUACAAGCAAGCAUCCUCACUUGAAACACUUAUUGGUUACUUGUAUUUGACAAAUGUGACACGGCUUGAAGAGAUCAUGGUUAAGUUAGGCUUCUGUAAUGGAGCUUCUUCUCUAAUUUUAGUGGGAAACACAGGUGGAGAGGUCAUACCUGCAAAAGUUGAUGUCUAAGAUUUUAUAUUUGUGUAUGUACUACUUGUACAAAAAUCUUUCUUAUUGGUUACUACCAAUAGAAAAGACGUGUAAACCUCAUCUUAUGUUUUUCGCGGUUUACUUUUUGUCCUCUAAGCUAUUUUUGAAAGCCAACCCAUCAUAUCUGUCCAAAUUGGGUCGAUUUGGGGCUUUCCCAUUCUCAAAUUUAAUGGCAUCAUAGCAUCAUCCAUUA
Messenger RNA from Cuscuta campestris, 1050 nucleotides. NCBI's taxonomy places the organism in Eukaryota, Viridiplantae, Streptophyta, Magnoliopsida, Solanales, Convolvulaceae. The record is from the annotation of a GenBank genome assembly.